AUAUCAUAUCAAUUCUUAUUGGUUAUAAUUUUUAUAAUAUAAUAUCGGGGUAUUAACUUAGAAAAUUAAUCUCAAUUAUAUGAUAAAAGAUAUCAGAUUUUCAUCACUAAUAUUAUUAUGAACUAGCAAAAUUCAGAUGCAGAAUUGAGAUUUAUCAACUCUGUAGCUUCAUCCCCCCAUACUCACAAACUUGCUAAAUAGAUAUAUCCUUUAGAUUACACAUACAGUUAACAAGAAUAUGAAUCAACUCCUAUUGUAUUAAGAUUAAUAAACUAGCCAUCUAACGACCUAAUAGUUCUAACUAAGAAGAAAAUUAGAAAAUAAUUGCCAUCAAAUUAAUUAUGCAAUAGUGGACAUUGGACUCCUGAAGAACAUUAGACCUAUGUAGAAUUUCUUCAAAACCAUCUAACAUAAUCACUGAGCUGUAGUUAAGAUAAUAAGAAAAACAAUAAAAUCUUUAAGCUUAUGUCUUAAACGAUUGGAACUAGAUCACCAUCGUAAUGUAGGUAACUUUUAAGUAUAAACUAGGUCUCAUCAUUAAAAAUUUAAUCCUAAUACCCCAGCAGGUCAGAAAAGAAUGAAAAAAACCAAUAAAAAAAUAAGUAAGCAUAAACUUUAUCUCUAGAUGCUAAUUUUCAGAUUAAACUACCAAUCACAAAUUCGAUUAAGCAAUUCUAUACUCCUGACCUUAAACCUAAUUUAGGUUUACAUUAUGAUUUAUUUUAGAGCCUAUGUCUAACUUUUUAGAAUGUCAUGAUUCAUAAGAUAUCCAAUAGGAGGAAUCUUUCAAAAUUAGAAUUCGAAAGUAUUCAUAUAGCAAUUUUGAUGAUAAUUAAAAUAUUUGUAAUUCUCAUUACAAUCUCCUUUUGGAAUGAGCUUUAUAAUCAAAAAUUUAAAAUUCUUAAUGUUAAUUAUACUCAAAGAUUUUUUUUGGUUUUUUCAGUUAAAAUAAUUAAUAAUGAUUUAUUAGCUUUAUUGUAAUAAGAUAACAAGAGAAUAAAUUUAGUAAUAUUACUUUGUCCUUUUAAACUUCAAUUUUAAAUUAGAAAUAUUCCCUAGUUCAUUUCAAUUUAUGUAAGGGUCUGA
Molecule: messenger RNA, 1086 nt
Organism: Paramecium octaurelia
Lineage: Eukaryota; Ciliophora; Oligohymenophorea; Peniculida; Parameciidae
Source: the annotation of a GenBank genome assembly